CUCUUGCUUUCAGGCACUUCAGUUUCAUUCUAACUCUUCCAGACUAUCAAAUAAAAAGUUUCAAUCGUUCAGUUAGGAUAAAAGACGAGAGAUAAGAUCCGGUUCGGUUUUCGUGAGGAUAAUGAAGCGUUUGGUGAUUUUGUUAAUGGUGAUUGCGGUGGCUACAGCCACACCCACCCUUCAUAAACUAAAAAAGAAGCUUUUGCUUGGAGGAGGCCUAGCCGCUGGCUUGGGAGGAGGAUUUGGCGUAGGCUUCGGUGGAGGUUAUGGUGGCGGAGGAGGCGGUUAUGGAGGACAUGGUUACAGUGGCGGUGGAGGUGGUUAUGGUGGCCAUGGAUAUAGUGGUGGCGGUGGAGGAUACGGUGGUCAUGGUGGAUAUGGCGGCGGUGGCUAUAAUAAAGGCAGCGGAGGCGGAUAUCAAGUAAUAGCUGUGAAAGAAGUUCCAGUGUAUACUGUAUCAGUGCAAAAAGGAGGUGGUGGCUAUGGUGGUGGUUCUGGUUCUGGCUAUGGUGGCGGUGUGGGAGGAGGUGGGGGAUAUGGUGGCCAUGGCGGAUAUAGUGGCGGACAAGGUGGCUACGGAGGCAGUGGUCAUGGAGGAUAUAGUGGCGGACAAGGUGGCUAUGGAGGAAGUGGUGGGUACGGUGGCCAAGGUGGCUAUGGUGCUAAUACUUACUCCAACAGUAAUGCCGGUGGUUGGGGUGGAAAUGGCGGCGGCGGAGGUGGCGGUUGCAAUUCCUGUGGUGGCCACAAUGGCGGUGGUGGUGGUUCAUAUGCUACAGCCAGUGCUCAAGCAUCGGCAUCCAGUGGAAGUUAUUCCCAUGGCUGGUAACAAUUCUUGAAUUAUCUACAAAAUCUGUGAAAUUAAAUAAGACAUUAGUAUAAGUUCGUUAUGGUAAUAUCUUUUUUU
This is a messenger RNA of Stomoxys calcitrans (stable fly), 907 nucleotides long. Its product is annotated as ctenidin-1. NCBI's taxonomy places the organism in Eukaryota, Metazoa, Arthropoda, Insecta, Diptera, Muscidae. The transcript has a single exon. The coding region runs from base 122 to 829 and encodes 235 amino acids. The record is from RefSeq and is a predicted model, not a curated record.